CAGGCCCCGCCCACCCCUAUAAAAGCCCGCGCGGGGGUGGGGCGCCAUUGUGCUGCGGAGCAGGCCGCAGCCGCGAGUGUCCUGAGGCCUUUUUGUCCCGCCGGCGCCCGAUCUUGCUUUUCGGCUCUCACGCCUUCUUCCCUCUCUUUCCCCCUUUUUUUUCUCCCUUUCUAGGUCGCGGGAGAUGCCGCGCGUCUAUAUCGGCCGCCUGAGCUACCAUGUGCGGGAAAAGGACCUGCAGCGCUUCUUCAGCGGCUACGGCCGCUUGCUCGAGGUCGACUUGAAAAACGGGUAUGGGUUUGUGGAAUUCGAGGAUUCCCGGGACGCGGAGGACGCCGUUUACGAGCUGAACGGCAAGGACCUGUGCGGGGAGCGGGUGAUCGUGGAGCACGCCCGCGGCCCCCGCCGGGACAGGGACGGCUACAGCUACAGCAGCCGCAGUGGAGGAGGAUAUAGCAGUCGAAGAGCAUCAGGAAGAGAUAAAUAUGGACCACCUGUUCGCACAGAAUACAGAUUAAUUGUUGAAAACCUUUCCAGUCGCUGUAGUUGGCAGGAUUUGAAAGAUUUUAUGAGGCAAGCUGGUGAGGUAACCUAUGCGGAUGCUCACAAAGAACGCACAAAUGAAGGAGUAAUUGAAUUCCGUUCUUACUCUGACAUGAAGCGUGCUCUGGACAAAUUGGAUGGUACAGAGAUAAAUGGACGAAAGAUCAGGCUGGUUGAAGACAAGCCACGAUCAAGCCAUAGACGAUCUUAUUCUGGCAGUAGAUCAAGGUCCCGUUCCAGAAGGAGAUCACGUAGUAGAAGUCGUAGGAGCAGCCGCAGUAGAUCCCGUAGUGCCUCAAAAAGCCGAUCUCGCUCUAAAUCUAGGUCUCGAAGCAAAGAUCGUUCACGGUCCAGAUCUAAAAGUAGAAAGUCAAGAUCAAAGAGCAAGUCUAAGAUGAAAUCUGACAGGGGUUCACAAUCCCGCAGCAGAUCCAAAGAGAAGUCUGAGAAGUCUCGCAGCAGAUCCAGGUCGGUGUCUCGAUCGCCAAAAGAAAAUGGUAAAGGAGAAGCAAAGUCUAAAUCAAGGUCAAGGAGCAGAUCUCGUUCCAAUUCGCCAAUGCAGGAUGAACCAGCAAAGGCACGGUCAGAAUCCCCACCCAAGAGGAAUGAAUCGCGAUCCCGGUCACGAUCACAUUCAAAAUCCCGCUCACGUUCACGAUCCAGUUCACAAGAUUAAUACUGGAACUCAUUUCCCUUGUCACAUGAUUAUGGAACAUUUGUAUUCCAGGCCAGAGGUCUUUUUUAUGUUAGUAUUGGCGAAGUUGGCCUGCUUAGUUGCAGAAAGAAGCAGUCUGAAAACCACAUAAACGAAGCGCAAAAGUUUGAAAUAUCUAAAACUUUUUAUGAAAGUGGCAAAGAGCAGGAAAAGAUUAUCUUUUUGUAGAAAUUAGGGCAAAUCCUUGAUUAUUAUUUUUUAAUAGUGCCCCAUCAGAAAUCUGGGGAGUGGAAAAUGAGUUUUAUAUAAAAUCUUUUGAGUGCAGAAGGUUUUUGGAAAGGUAACUAUUCAUAAAUGUUUCCGUUAUUUAAAAUUACUGGAAUUGAUAGGCUAUGGCUUGCUUCUAAAAGUGCAUGAGAGCCUUAGUGAACAGGUCAGAGAUGCUUAUAAAGCUGAUAAGCCAACUAUGAGUUUGAAUUGGAACACUUCUGUGUUGUACCCAAACUUGCCAGAAGUUACUUCUUUGCUCCUUUGUCACCAUCUUGAGGCAAUAUUGACAACCUAAUAAAAAUGAUCCUCUCUAACUUUGCAUGCUGCAGUUUUGCCUAACAAAAUAAAGCUAACAUCAAGUGAAAUUCAAGGUACCACAUUACUUUUUAGUUGCCAAGUUCUUUGGUUGGUUGUUUUGUUGUUGUCUUAACUGCUGCCACAUUCUGCAUCUCAGUUAUAAGAGGUUGCUAACUUCCCAUGAAAGUGAUGGCACUUGAUGAAACUUCUUGUACUGAACUUAAGUUCUAGUGUUAACGGGUAGUCAAGAACUAGAUUUCCCAUUAUGAUUUGUGCAGCUGGAUUAGAAAUGAAAUCAGUUCCCCUAAUGUUUGUAGCAAACCAGUUAGCAACAAUAACAGGAUAUUAGCACAGCCGUGUAACCUUUAUACACUGUGUAGUUUGACUUGUAUAAAAUUAAAUCAUUGACUCCA
Messenger RNA from Podarcis raffonei (Aeolian wall lizard), 2178 nucleotides. It is a transcript of the gene SRSF6, whose product is annotated as serine and arginine rich splicing factor 6. The record is from RefSeq and is a predicted model, not a curated record. Lineage: Eukaryota; Metazoa; Chordata; Lepidosauria; Squamata; Lacertidae. Gene Ontology annotation, molecular function: mRNA binding. The coding region runs from base 185 to 1219 and encodes 344 amino acids. Gene Ontology annotation, biological process: mRNA splice site recognition; alternative mRNA splicing, via spliceosome. The transcript is spliced from 6 exons. Gene Ontology annotation, cellular component: cytoplasm; ribonucleoprotein complex; nucleus.